Messenger RNA from Raphanus sativus (radish), 1016 nucleotides. RefSeq names its product vacuolar protein sorting-associated protein 60.1-like. Bases 1 to 513 code for a protein of 170 amino acids. NCBI's taxonomy places the organism in Eukaryota, Viridiplantae, Streptophyta, Magnoliopsida, Brassicales, Brassicaceae. Gene Ontology annotation, biological process: late endosome to vacuole transport via multivesicular body sorting pathway; vesicle budding from membrane. Gene Ontology annotation, cellular component: multivesicular body. The transcript has 6 exons. The record is from RefSeq and is a predicted model, not a curated record.
AUGUCUUCUGCCGCUGUCCCAAACAUGCGUUCCGCCGCUGCCGAGAUUGUUGCGCCAACAUCAUUCGACGAUCUCCGCCUCGGUAGAUCCGGUCAGUUCGUCGUGGGCCGCCUCCUGCGUUUUUGGGACUCCAGAAACAUUAAGAAGCAAGAACUCUGUGAUCCAUGGAUUUAUUCCUCAUGCUCGCUCCGGUCACUACCGUCCAGGUACGAAGGACAACGUGACAUGCUCUAUAAUCAAACAUUCAAUCUCGAUCAAGUCUCUUUCGCUGAUGAAGGCCUCAAAGACGCGCAACAAACUAUGACGGCGCUAAAGUCUGCUAACAAGGAGCUGAAAGGGAUGAUGAAAACCGUUCAGAUUCAAGAUAUCGAUAAUUUGCAAUAUGAGCUGAUGGAUUUGAUGGAUGUGAGUUCUGAGAUUCAAGAAACGCUUGGUAGGAGCUACAAUGUUCCUGAUGGUCUCGACGAAGAUGAUCUCAUGGAAGUACUAUCUCGAACCAAUCACAUGGUGUAAGUUUCGGUCCAGGACCGAAGUACUGUACUACUUGGAACAUGGAAUCACCACUAAGAAAGGAAGCAAGAAAGCAAAGAACACCGGUUCCAGUUCAGGCAUGAGUUCACAUGGUCUAUAUAAGUUUGAAAACCUUUCACAUUUUUUCAUGCUCGUGAUUAAAAACUAACUUAGACACCAUUAUCCAGUUCUUCACCAUCAAUGCACACAGAAAUGUUGAAGUGGAAUACGGGGAAUCAUCAUCUUCCUCCGCUGUCACUUACACAUCAACAAAAGAAGCGGACUGAGGUUCUAGCACAAGCUCAAAUGAGUAAUUUCAGAUGAAAACGACGUGAACCCGAACCCUGCUUCCGUUUCUUUAAUAUUUCUCUGUUCCUUUGCAUUACUUCUUCAAGACUUUUAAUUAUUUUCUCUAUUUCAUGUUUUUUUAAAUUUGCAAUACUCCAAUGUACUUCAUCAGAGUAUGACUGUUUCUCAGGUUUAAUAGUUAAAAAGGGUUCACGUAA